This is a messenger RNA of Uncinocarpus reesii 1704, 3423 nucleotides long. RefSeq lists its product as uncharacterized. The record is from RefSeq and is a predicted model, not a curated record. Gene Ontology annotation, cellular component: SAGA complex; SLIK (SAGA-like) complex. The transcript has 5 exons. Bases 1 to 3423 code for a protein of 1140 amino acids. Gene Ontology annotation, molecular function: structural molecule activity; protein heterodimerization activity. NCBI's taxonomy places the organism in Eukaryota, Fungi, Ascomycota, Eurotiomycetes, Onygenales, Onygenaceae. Gene Ontology annotation, biological process: regulation of transcription by RNA polymerase II.
AUGUCGCUCAACCAACACUACGCCUGGCUCCCUCCAGGGCAUUUGCGCCCUCCGGACAAUCAGCAUAAUGCGCUUCCCCCUACCAAUGGCCUGCCAAACGGCCCCUCCCGGCCCCGCACCCCCCAAAUAGCUUCCCGCGCAAACGCAGAGAGCUCCCAAAGCGGAAACCCGAUACCAGAUAUCGAUCCCACGCCGGAAGAAGAUACUCGUGUUAUCGCCUUUAGAGAGGGAUAUAAGCGCACCGAGGCAAAAAUAAAUUGGUUAUUCAGCCAUAAGAGGGUUUUGGAUGUUUCCGCCUCUAAUGCCGAACCCGAGCAAGCUCCCGCCGAACCUGAAAAAGCUACGACCCCGGUUCCACCACGGCGGGCUGCAAGGAAAAUGGAUGAAGACGACUACGAUGAAUAUGAUGAUGACGAGGACGAUGACGGUGGUCCUCACCCUCCUUCGCCUAAAUCUAAAUCGACACCUCCCGCCGAAAUCAAAGCCCUACCAUCAUCUCCACCGAAACCGUCUCGAACCCCGAGCUCAGAGAAUCAAAAAGACCAGAAAAAGGACUCGCUAGAAGAUAUUAGGAAAAAAUUAGAGCAGGAUAAAAAGGAAACAGAAGAAGCAGCAAAAAGGAGCUUUCGCACCAUGUUUUACACCUUGGAGAAUGACCGCGAUGCUAUGUUAGACCAACAGAGAUUGGAAGAGUCGGAAAGACAAGUUGAGGCGGAAAUGCGCGGUCAGAGUGGGAACGAUGCCAAUGCUGCCAACGGGCAGCCUGGCUACGGUUCAUUAAGCAGUGCCAACCUAGGAGCUUCAAGCUUAACCCUGAAGAACCUCAUUGCGCGGAUCGAUAUGAAGCGCAGUGAGGUCCAAGCUUCAGAUGCUGAAUUGCGCAGUUUAAUGAGUGAAGUCAGGAAGAACCGUAGCAAGUGGGCAAGCGAAGACAAGAUUGGACAAGAGGAACUCUACGAAGCCGCGGAGAAAGUACUGAGCGAACUCAAAGCGAUGACUGAACACUCCAGCGCUUUCUUAACCCGAGUGAAUAAGAGGGAUGCGCCGGACUAUUACAAUAUUAUCAAGCGGCCUAUGGAUCUAGGCUCCAUGACCAAAAAACUAAAGGCUCUCCAAUACAAGUCGAAGCAAGACUUUGUGGAGGAUCUUAACUUGAUAUGGUCCAACUGCUUAAAGUAUAACACCAAUCCCGAGCAUUUUCUCCGAAAACACGCCCUUUACAUGAGAAAAGAGACAGAAAAGCUUGUGCCUUUAAUCCCCGACAUCGUGAUUAGAGAUCGUGCAGAGGUUGAAGCGGAGGAACGCAGGCUUCAACUUGCUGAACUUGACGGCGGCGAGGAAAGUGACGAUGAACCAAUCAUGUCAUCUAGAGGGCGGAAGGCAACGGCAACAAAAGGUAAAAAGGGUGCUGCAACUGGACGCAAGGCUCCUGCAAAAGGCCCUGAAGCAGCCUCCUCUGAUAUUAAAACCCAACCAUCCGAUUCUGCGAGUGUAACUCAGGAUUCAGCCACGGAUGGCAUUCCGGGCACAUUGUCAACACCUCCUCCUGGAACUUUGACGCCGCUUACAUCAAAUGGCCAGGGCGUUGCUGCGACUGGGAGUCAAAUGGAUGCUAUGGAUAUGGACAACUUCGGCCUUCCGGUUCCGGUUUAUAAUAGUGCAUUGUCUGGUUUAGCCAUCGAGUUCGAGGACCCCGAAUACAAGAUCUGGAAGCAGGUUACGAAGAAAGAUCGCGCUCUUGUGGCUGCCGAACGGCACAGACUUCUUAAAGGUGACAAAUUAAAUCCUGACGAACCGGCCCUUCUACGGACGAAAGUUGGCAUGAGACGGUGGCUUAGAAACCAGCUAGAGGCGUCAAACGACGAUAAACAUGUCAACGGUAGUCAUCCGAUGAACGAACCCGAAACAACUGGCGAGACGUUUGCCGAAGGCAUUGACGAAGAGGAAGAUCAAAUGCUUCCAGACUAUUAUGACUUGAUGUCAGCGCUUCCAGACCUUCCAAAACAUUUGCAGUGGAAAGAGGACUCCGAGGGAAAUGUUAUCGAAACCUCUGAAGAAUUUUUAAGAAUCCUGCCCAAAGGGUUAUUCACAGCGCCUGCCAGUAAAUUUUCAAAGAAAAUGGAUGCCAACAUGAAACAAAUGCAAGAAACGAGAAAGAUAUGUUCAAAAAUAGGUAUUGUCAAACAAAUGCAGCAACAGUCACAGAUGUACCAAAAUCAGUUCCAGAAGUAUCAGCCAGAACCUCUCGUCGAGCAAGAUGUGCUCCCGCAUGUAAUGAAUGAUGAAGGUCCAGUGAUCAGUCCCUGGGUUUGCAGGGCCGCCUUUCAGCGAUCAGUUGCAAAGGUCCUUUAUCACACCGGUUUUGAAGAAUACCAACCAUCCGCCCUGGAUGCCAUUACAGACGUCGCGGCAGAUUUUUUCUUUAAAAUCGGCGCAACACUUAAAGGUUACAUGGAAUCCCCGAAACUUCCCAAGACCGAGCAGGCUUCAACUUCCUCAUCAGACCAACAAUGGAAACACGCUUACACUCAAGAACAAAUGAUUCUGCAUACGCUCCAGGCAGUCGGGACAGAUCUUUCAAUGACGCCAGUGGGCGACGGUUCGAGCGCUUUCAAUGAUGGAAGCGAGCAAUUCAUAGGCGGUGAUUUUGCAGAGGAUAUCGACGAAGAUUUCUUCGGAUUCAAGGAACUUGGCCUUGAUAGGGAAUUUGGACUGUCGAGCUUGAGCGUUCCUUUGCAUCUCCUCCAGAACCGGAUGUAUCAUGCGCAUCAAGCCCAAAACUUAAGCUCUUCGCAAACAACAUCUACCCUAUUCCCUACUCCCCCUCCCUAUCCACGCAUCUCACUACAAACACUCCCACAGCACAUUGGCUUGGUUCAGAAUUUCUUUUUAGCAAAGUUGCACGCCAACAACGACGAGCCUCUGGUGGAAGAUUUAGAGUUGCCGCCAAAGCAACGGCCCAAUGCAACAAGACCUCGAGUUCCGGCGUCAGGAAAGAUUGUGCCGCCAUCUAACCAGGGAGUAACCACCAGUCCCCAAAAACGACCCGCACCGCCGUCGUCUGGGAUUACUGCUAUAAAGUCCGAACUUGCUGAACCCAGCAAAAAGAAGGCCAAGAAAAAUCCUGGCACUGGGCUUGGUAUUUCGGGUUCAAAGGGCGCUGAUAUUGCUACUAAUGCCAACAAUCCCACGAAAGCUAUGAUGGCAUCUAAAUUAAACGGCGUUAAGGAAAACGAAACCGCUACCAGCCAACAAAACGAUGCCAAAACCGUAGACGGCGUUAACAAUUCCGGGGAAGUAUCAAAUAAUCCAGCCAAUGACGACCGAAUGGAGAUUGACGAUACCAGCAACGUCAACGGACCUGCAGCAAAUUCCUCUGUCACGGCAGUCGCUCGCUCUGCCGCCGUAAACGGCCACAUCUAA